UUGUUCAAUGAAGAUACGUCCCACACUACUAUCCUGCCAAAUACACCUUCACAAGUACCUGGAGGUCCAGGUUUGAAAUUCAGAUCCUUAAAACUCCUGUGCCAGAAGCUUCCUUGUGAGGAAGCUGAUCCUCUGCCUGUGUCCCACUUUCCUUGUCUUCCCAUUCCUGCCUCUGAAUUGUAUGGCAAGGGGCCUCCUGCACGUUUGUGUGGACAUUCCUAGCCUGCAUGUUCAAAAUCUGUCCACCUGCCUUACACACCAGUGCACACAAUGGUCAUGUAAUACUCUGAAACAGCCAAGGUCAUUUAGGCAGGGUAUUUGGAGUGAGUACCUGGAGUAUAGUCUAGAACAAGUAUGAGUUCCAGAUAGGCAUGUAGUACUGGCUCUUCAAAGCACAGGGCUCCUUUUGUCUUGUUCUAAGGGCAGUACUGCUGCAAGGGUUUUGGCCUGAACAACUGUACAGAUAGAAUUGCCAUCACCUGAGAGGGGGAUUGCAGGUAAGUAGAACAGGUCAGGGUGAGGAGGUAAGUUUGGGAGUGCAUAUAUUCUGGUUCUCUAAUAGACACCCAAAUAGUACUGUAGAGAAAGGGAAAAGGAAAAAAUUCAAUUUACAGUAACAGUGGCCUGGAAUAUAUAAAAACUGAAGGGUAUUUUUCAUUACAGCCAUUCUAACCAGCUAAGGCUCUUUAACAAACCAUGAACUUUGACUUCAGACCCUUACUGAAUCAGUUCUACCCAGGCAUUUGUUUUAACCAGUCAUAUAUAAGCCUAUGGACUCCAUCCUAUCCAGCAUGCUAUUUUUUAUUCGCAAAAGCUCCAUGAACCCUGCUUUCUAUGAUCGAAAAUCCCCUCAGACUUCUCCCUCUAGCGAACUACUCAGUGCAUGUCUUCACCAGUAUGUGUUCCCUUGCCUGGGGGUGUUAUUAUUUUUUAACUUUGGUAGUCUGUUUUAUUCUUUGGUAACAAGCAGCUGGAUAUAAAUUUGGGAGUCUUGGGCAUAUAGAUCUUAUUGAAAAUAAUAAGACUGGAUGAGAUCAAGGGAGUGAGUGUAGAUAAAAACCAAGGGCUGAGCUUUGGGGCACUCAAAAGAUUGGAAAGAGGAGGAACCUGUAGAGGAGACAGACAAUGACCAGGGAGGUGGAAGGAAAGCUAAGUGGUGUCCUCGAAGCCAGUGAAGAACUGUCCUAGAGCAGAAGAUGAUCAACUCUCAGAUGCUGCUGAUAGACAACUUGAUGCAGCUGGCCAUAAUAUACACUUUGACUUAAGCCUUGUUAGUGACUUGUUAGCUAGCUUUCUAAACUUUAGUAAUUUUUAAGUGACAUUUGUAGGUUUUCAUUAUCUACAACUGAAGUUGUGGGGUUUUUUUUGGGGGGGGCAGUUAUUUCCUGUAAUUCAUUUUCUGCGAAUUUGUCUUAAAAAUGGUAAUAUGGCCAUUUUGGUGAGUUGGUGGUGACUGGUGAAAUUAAAAGCAAAGUUGUCACCUAUCUACAAGAUUCCUAUAUUAUACUACUGAGAUUUCCAAUAAUCAGUUGCACUAUGGUUGGAGAAGGCAAACUGUAUACUUCUGAGCUGUUCACAAAGUCACUAAGUUGUGAAAUACCCAACUGGAAAUUCUGAGUUUUUAAGUCUCUAAUUAUAACAAGUGCUUUUGAAAAUCGUGCUGCUGGUUGUUCAGACAUUGUGAAGUAGCUUAGAUAGAAUGCAUUUGUUGCGUCCUGAUAAACUGCAGAAGGAUAGAAACACCAAAUGUUGCGUUUCUCAAGAAAAUGGCUUGGGCUUCCAGAAUACAUCUUAAUGUUUUACCCAGUUUGGUUUGUAUAGUAUCAAUUUUCCAUAUGAAAUGUCUUUCCCAACUACACCUGCCCUCAGAGACUCUGAAUUACACAUUUAAAGGAAGUAUCCUUUCUAAAUGAGCUGAAGAAUGGCAUUCUGUUAAAAAGAUGAACAGCUGGUCAUGUGGAAAUUCUCUGGAAUGCUCACUUGUCCUGCAAAGGCAGGGGAAAAACUGAGACGUUAGGUGCAGUGUUUGUCAUUCAUUGGUAUACAGAAUUUUUUAAAAAGUCACCUUCUUAAAAUGUAAUCAUGUAAAGAAAUCUUUACAUGACUUUGCCUUUCUCCUUAAAAGAUUAAUCCAUCAACAAUGUGAAGGCCCUGAGAGCCCACUAAGUGCAAUUCAGUGGGUCUCAGGAUUGUGCUGGAAUUGUCCCAUUUGCUGAAACAUUGUUCCUUAUAUUAAGAUUCAGGACCCUCCCGUGUUUAAAAGUUAUCCUUUGUUCUCGAUUACCUUGGGAUAAACCUGGAAUUUCUUAAGCGUGACACACAAAGAAUUUGAAUCUUGCUCUGCUCUCCAAGCUCGUCUCUCACUUCUUCCCCUUUGAAUUCUUUGUACCAGCCUGAUGAAACUACAGAUGAGAUCAGCUCUCCCUUCUUCCUUCUCGAGUUCAAGUAGCAGCCUUUCCUCUUACCUUGGCCAACUCUGACUUAUCCACCCCUGCUUUAUUUCUUCUUUGUGUAAUUCGUAUUUUCAGGGUCGGUACAUAGUUGGGGUUCUCUGUUUACUUAAUACAUUUCCCCCAAGAGAUUUGGUCUCGGCUUAGGCUCUUUAUUCUGCCUUGUUUCCCAGAAUUUCUGUAGAAAUUGUUUAAAUGGAGUAGGAGGGAGCUAGGGGCGAGUACCGCAUUACUUUCCCCAGGUUACAGAUAAAUGAGAUUCCAAGAGAUCUGACCCGUUUGGCGUUUGCAAAGAGAGGGACCCGCGGAAGCUAGCCUGCCGUUUGGAAGGCUAAACUGCCUUAAAGUGUUGGGACCGGGCAUUACCUGAAUUUGUCGUUAGAGUUGAAUUACUGUUGUGAGCUAUUGCGGGCUGUACGGAUGGGUCAAGAAGGAAGCUAGAGCGCUCGUGUCACGGGUAAAGAUAGGCAGUGCCUGCGCUCCUGGCUCGAGAAAAGGAAGGCGAGAUGCCAUCCGAAGUGGUCCUCUUCCUCUAUCCCUUCCAAAUGGGACAGACGGUAGCGCUGUUGCUUUAACAAUCGCCCCUUCGGCUCCAAGAAGAGCUAGUUAGUGACCGUAAGCGAAUGUGAGUGUAAAGACACCGUGUCCUCUCGGCCUUUGUGGACUAAGAUGUUUACGUAGUGUCCGGGGGAGGCACGCUUCCACGGGACUCCGCGGCUCGCGAGCCUCACCCCCAGGCUCCUUGCUCGCCCAGGCAGCGCGAAUCCCCAGGGCUGGGUUCCCGAGGGCAGAGGGUCAGCUUGGCGUACCAGGCACUGUCUGGUAGCUGUACCCGUCCUCGCAGCCCCAUCCUCAUUUUCUGAGGCUGUUAGCAGAAAGCCCCACCGGGAGGAGAGGCGGGACGGCUGGGGAUGGCCUCUCAGCGCCCUCUGCGCCUUGGCAUCCUUUGCUGGCCAUCUCGGGCGCCCUCGGCUGUGGCGCCCGGCGGAGGAGAGGAGUUUCCGGGGCUCGGGUCCCUGCAGCCAUCCCGGGGAAGGAGCGCGGAAGCGAGUGGGCGGCGAGAGGCGGAGCAAGGGACGCGGGGGGCGUGGACGCGGCCGGCUUUGGAAAGGCCCCAAGUUAAUGAGGCGUGCGCCGGCGGCGGAGUGCCUUUCGGAGCUGGGCUUUCCCCCGCGGCGCGGGCGCCAGGAGCCGCCUUUUCCGCUGGGUGUCACUCGGGGGUGGGGGGGAUGGCCCAUUCAAAAGCGCCGCGAGGGGGCCCGGCCAGAGCCCUUCAGUGAGCGCUCGCAAGAGGACGGCAGAGGCCCGGCGGCUCGCAGCUCCCGGACCUUGUGGCGCAUCAGGACGCGGCUGCCCUGCUGCUCGGACCCAGAGGAACCGCCGCAGCCGCCGCCGCCGCUCUGCUUCCUGCGCGUUAGCCUCUUCUGCGCGCUCCGGGCGGGCGGCCGCGGGAGCCGUUGGGGCGAGGACGGCGCGCGGCUGCUGCUGCCCCCCCGGGCCCGGGCGGCUGGAAGAGGAGAAGCCGAGCCGAGCGGCGGUCCCCCCUAUGCCGGGAGGAUGUUGGAGAGCAGCGGCUGCAAGGCGCUGAAGGAGGGUGUGUUGGAGAAGCGCAGCGACGGGUUGCUGCAGCUCUGGAAGAAAAAGUGCUGUAUCCUCACUGAGGAGGGGCUGCUGCUCAUCCCGCCCAAACAGCUGCAACACCAGCAGCAGCAGCCCGGGCAGGGGCCGGUCGAGCCAUCCCAACCCGGAGGCCCCGCUGUGGGCAGCCUCGAGCCGCCCGUCAAGCUGAAGGAAUUGCACUUUUCCAACAUGAAGACCGUGGACUGCGUGGAGCGCAAAGGCAAGUAUAUGUACUUCACUGUGGUGAUGGCCGAGGGCAAGGAAAUCGACUUUCGGUGCCCGCAGGACCAGGGCUGGAACGCGGAGAUCACGCUUCAGAUGGUGCAGUACAAGAAUCGUCAGGCCAUCCUGGCGGUCAAGUCCACGCGGCAGAAGCAGCAGCACCUGGUCCAGCAGCAGCCGCCGCCGCAGCCGCAGCUUCAGCCCCAGUCCCACCCCCACCCCCAAGCCCCGCCGCAGCCGCAGCCCCAACCCAAGCCCCAGCCGCAGCCGCAGCCCCAACCCAAGCCCCAGCCGCAGCCGCAGCCGCUCCAUCCAUAUCCGCAUCCGCACUUGCGUUCGCACCCACAUCCGCACCCACUACCGCUCUCGCAGCCGCACGGCCACCGGCUUCUCCGUAGCACCUCGAACUCUGCCUGAAGAGGGCAGCACCCGAGCCAGACGAGGUUGUGAGGACUUGAGGAAGUGGGACAAGCACCUUUCUAUUGUCUUCACUUGGAUCGAAAACAAAACAGUCGCCCCGCCCGCACCAGACCAAGUAGUUUGGACAGAAUACGACCGAUAACUUGGCGAUUCCUCUUAGUUUUUCUGCAUACUCUUCAUCACAAUGCAGGAAAUGAUUUCGAGUCCAGAAGGCUUUAUUUAUGAACCUUUGAGAGGAUCUUCCAGUAUGGUGGACCUUUUAGGAGCGAUGAUGUACUGUAAUGUUAUUUUAAUGUAUUUUGAUUUAUGAUUAUUUAUUAGUUUUUUUAAAAUGCUUGUUCUGAGACAUUUCUGAAUGUAGGCCAUUUUCCAAAAAAGAAACUUUAUUUUCAAAAACCUAUUCCCUAGUAAGUUCUAAUCUUGGGAAAGAAGAAAGUAAAAGGGCGGUGAAAGGGAACACAUCAAGAAUUCAUUUUCAGAAGGUCUGAUACUUAAAUGUUAUACCAGGUGGUUGAAAUUAAACUCUGUGAUACUACGUGGAGUUUUCUUUCUUCUUUUUUUCUUUUGAGUUUUUUUUUCCUUCGACAUAUAUUUUGUGUAGAAUGGAAGUUUAAAGAAGCUAAACGUUCAGAAUUGUGUAAUUAUAAAAAUCGAAUUGCUUUUUCUAAAAGGAAAUCAGUAGUAAUGAUAGCUGAUUCAGAGUAUUUCAAACAUAACCCAACUGAUGGCAAGAUGAUCAUAUCCUGAAUAUACAAAGGAGGGCUGGGUCUGCUGUAGGAAAAGGCUUUCUUAGAUUAUCUAUGUGUGAAGGGUUUAAUAAGGAGUUUUCUAUGAUUUCUGAGUAUGAAUGCAUUAGGUGUUUCAUUUCAAAAAACAUAGUGGGGGAAAAGAAUUAUUCCACUUGUUUGAGAGAACAUUUGUGCUCUUAGCCACAAUAGAGAUUACCCUUCUCCAAGAGCUUUGCACACUUGAUGUGAACCACAUUUUCUGGCCCUUUUACUUUGUUCUAGAAUCAUAUUCUAUCUAGAAUCUCAUAGUUUAAAUAAAAUACAGUUUGUAAAUAUUUCAAAGGACUAGGAGUCAUAGCUUUUUGUUUUCAUUCUGAGAAUAAUGUUGAUCAGAGACAUCAGCUGUUUUGCUUUUUAUUGCUCUGUGAGAAAUCCAAGGGUUAUAUGUUUUGUUGUUAGGUUAGCUAAACUCAGAAAUUGAAAAAGGAAGGACUGGAUAAACACUGGAUUUGCAGUAAGAAAACAACCCCAGUCUUGUUUUAGCAGCGACUUGUUCAGGAG
Molecule: messenger RNA, 6001 nt
Organism: Globicephala melas (long-finned pilot whale)
Lineage: Eukaryota; Metazoa; Chordata; Mammalia; Artiodactyla; Delphinidae
Gene: PHLDA1
Product: pleckstrin homology like domain family A member 1
Biological process (GO): positive regulation of apoptotic process
Cellular component (GO): nucleus
Molecular function (GO): phosphatidylinositol phosphate binding
Source: RefSeq, a predicted model, not a curated record